Cylas formicarius (sweet potato weevil) is the source of this 5493-nucleotide messenger RNA. RefSeq lists its product as uncharacterized. Bases 90 to 5468 code for a protein of 1792 amino acids. Gene Ontology annotation, cellular component: nucleolus. Gene Ontology annotation, biological process: maturation of LSU-rRNA from tricistronic rRNA transcript (SSU-rRNA, 5.8S rRNA, LSU-rRNA); maturation of 5.8S rRNA from tricistronic rRNA transcript (SSU-rRNA, 5.8S rRNA, LSU-rRNA). The record is from RefSeq and is a predicted model, not a curated record. The transcript is spliced from 9 exons. NCBI's taxonomy places the organism in Eukaryota, Metazoa, Arthropoda, Insecta, Coleoptera, Brentidae.
GUUAUAAGUUCUAAAUGUCCAAGGUUAUGUUCUUUGAAUUUUGGUAAUUGAAAUGCAAUUUUUAACAGAAUAGCUUCUUCACUUCCAAAAUGGAAUCAGAUCUUUUAAAUGAUCACAAAUCAACACAGAAGCGAAAAAAUGGUCAAGUUCCACAAGAAAUAAAUGCAAAAAAAUCUAGGUUAUUUUCUGCUAAAGAAUUUAGGAAAAAAUUAAGUUCGGAACAUAAAUUAUCAGCUAUUAAGCAAUUUCUGGAUGCCUUAAAAUUAUCCACCGAACAUGACUAUGUUUAUGAAUACCUGGUGAAUGGAGGGAACUGUGUGGAACUUUUGCAAGUUUUGGAAAGUGACUCCACAAUCUCACCUACACUUGUAUUUGAUUUAGUUACUGAUAUCUUACUGAGAGUAAAUUUAAAUUAUCCACAGUACAAGAAUUCCACUGUUGAAGCUUGUCGCUAUCUGCUUAAUAAUUACAUCAGUGUUUUACAUAAAAUGAUAGGCUUAAGUUCAUCAAAAGAAGAAAGGAAGUCUUGUAUGAAACUGCUAACAGCGGUAGCGGCACUUGCACCCAACUUAGCCAAAGAUAUCUUGUUAAAUGUCAAAUUCCAUUCUGCAAACAUAGAAUUACUCAUUAAACAUACUGGCGAAAAAGACAGUGUACGAGACAUGUUUAUACAUUUUGUAACAGCAUUUUUGGUAGAUGGAAAUGAACAUGUUUUGUGCAUUCUGUUGGAAAGAAGUAGUCUUUUAACUAGUAUAAUAAGUGGGCUGCAAUAUGAUUCUUCAGAAACCUUGUGUAUUGUGAUUACUGCAAUGAAAAAUUACAUUUUGGAAAAUGGGUCUGUCUCAAAAACAACCAAAAUGAAAGUUUUUAACACAUCAGCCAUUAAAGAUAUUGUUAAUCUGUAUAACUGGAGAGGUCCGGAAGGGUUAACCAACUUGCAAAAAAAUAACAAAUCCAUUUUUGAGGUAGACAAGUUAGCAAAAUCCAAAGUUAGCGAAUGUGUUCAUGAUUUUCUGAUAACUCUGUGCACUUCUCAUAAAUAUGGAGUGGUGUUUAAAGACCCCAUGGUUGGUCUAGGUAGGAAAGUCCAAAAUGCUCUCCUGUACACCGUUGUUGAAAGUGUCGCUAAACCAUGGGAACACUCUUAUGCCAGUGAUUUAGUUCUUAAAAUAUGCAAGGUAUGUCCAGAUUUAGUCAAACAUAUCUGGACUAUGCUGAAACCAUCUCUGGAACCCCGUUUGUCAGAAAAAUGGUUAAUAGCAAUUCAAUUUUGUAGGCAACUUAUAAAAACAUUGGAACCUAGUUGUAUAGACUACUGUGCAAGCAGCUUACUACCUCAACAGUUGGCUCAGAUAAUUGAAGUUCUGAUAUGUCCAGCACCAAUUCUAAAAAUUCUCUUGCCAGAAGAUAAUUUGUAUGCUGUCCCGAAUAUAAAACAGCACAUUUCUGUAUUUUUAUAUGAUAUGUUAGAGGCUCUGAAUAACUACCUUCAGCAUUUAGACACUAGGACGACUAUUGAAAAUCAUAAAAAAAUUAAGUACCACCUUUCAAAUUAUGUAUCUAGGAAUUUUCCCAAAGCUCAGACCCUAAUGAAUGAUUGGAGGGAACUGUCUAAAGAAAUUGACACCAAAAUUGAAUAUUUGGCGUGUAUAUUGGAUAUAUUGAAUCUCUACAAAAAUUUGGCGCCUCAGCUUUUAUAUACUAUCGAUCUAAAUGAGAGUAAUGUGAAAGGACUUUUCUUGGAACUCCAACUUCAUGCAAAUAACACAGAAACUCCUCAGGAACAGUUGGAAAAACUUCAAGUUAAAAUGGUUGACCUCUUUAUAGAUUUAGAUCACUCUUUGUUUCUCCCAAACACAGAAAACUUCAAAGAUAUUUUACCAACAUUUCUAAAAUUAUAUCAUAAACUGAGGACCCAGGAAGUUUUGGAAGUUCUCUCCAAGCUGUUGAAGAACACUAGUUUAUUUGAAGGCUAUUUCUAUGAAAUCCACAUUUGGUUAAAUGGCAUCUUGAAUUUUCAAUCAUUUUCUGAUAAUUUUGCUGAGAAUUUUGUCAAACUCAUCCACACAGCUAAUGACCAUAUUUUUGAAAAUCAAAAAGAGUUGUUGGAUGUUAAAGUCACAUGUAAUGCUAAAGAAGAUGAUUUACAACUCAUUAGCAGUAUUCUAAAUUUGGAAGAAAAUAAUGAACAUGGCAAAACAAUUAGGCAUAGGCACUGUAGCUCUCUGAUUGUGGCUCUUUUGAAGGAUUUGCGGGAAAAUGGAUGUGACAAAACUAUGAAGAAGUAUGUUGAGUUUGUAUUAUUAAAUAUUUUUCAUUAUCAAACUUCUGUGAAGAAUUUUUGGGGUGUUAUUUAUAAUUAUAAAGACAAUAUUCCAAAUCACAUAUGUAACUAUAUAACCAACUGGUUUAACGGGAAUGGUUGUUUUUUAGAAAAAAUUAAAGGUGUGCUUAAACAUUUUCACCUUUUUAGUGAAGCUUUCUUGAAUAAGACAUUGAAUGAUUCUGCUUUGCCGGAAUCAUUAUAUCCAGGUGAUGGACUGGACUUUUUGCAGUUAAGCAUAUUUUAUUUUAGCAAUUUAGUUUGCUUUGGAAAAGCAACAGAGAAUCAUUCCAAAAACCUUCAGUUUGUUUUUAAAUUUUUAUAUACACAAACCAUACAGGCAGAAAAUUGUCUGGAAUUACUAUUAAAUAACCCAAAUAUAGUUAAUAAUUUUGAUUUCUUACGUUUUGAAUCUGAUGAUUCUAUUGGCCUAUGUACCACAACUUUGUUUGAGAUAUGUAAGUUUGUUGAUACUAGUGUUCAUAGCAGCUAUUUCCUAACUCUCAGCUUGAAAAUUUUUGGUUCUGUGCUUAAAAUUAUUAAGAAACCUAAGAAAUAUUUAUUGAGUCCAGCAAGCGUGGAAGUUCUUCAAGUUUUCGGACUUAAUUAUGAUCAGGUUAUCGACAUUCUUUGCAAAUUAUCUAUAACCUUAUCAGAAACUUUGGAUAUAUCCAAUCAUAUUUUGUCUGAAGUAUUGAUCUACUGUUUAGAGAGAUUGUCAAAUUUAUGCGCUUUAAAUUGCAACUUGAAUCCGUUAGACGGGACUGUUUUGAGGCGAAUAACUGGUUACACUGCCACUUUUCCGCAAGAAAAAUACAUAAGCAAGUUUUUGAAAAGUUUACUCGAUUAUUUGAAAGUUUUUCCUCACCAUUUACCGAACGUGAAUGAAAACUUGUUUAUAGAAAUUUUAAAACUUCCCGACUACAAUAAAGAUAACGUAGACUUCUUGUCUUUCAUGCUUGAAAGAAAUUUGACACUUUCGUCCUAUAUUAAAGAGCACCUCGGUGCACUUGUUGAAAAAAAGGGUGUAAUAAUACCAUUAACUCACGUUUUGAUCAAUUCCAAGGCAGAAGAUGAAAUUCUUCAAACUAUUUACGCCCAUUUGGAGCCAUCUAUUUUUAAAGCGUUACAGAAACCUCAAAAGGUGGGGCAACAUUUUGCAAAAAACUACGAUUUACCUGUUUUGAUAGAGAAAUUCACAGCACCUGAAAAAUGCAAAAGCUUCGCGCAAAAAAUUCAGAAAUUUGAAGUGACAGAAAUAUUUCAUGCGAGAUUUUUGAAUGCGAUUUACGGGAAAGUACUGCAAAACAACCCUUGUGGUAAAGAGAUUAGUAAUAUGAUUUUAACAUUCGUUCAUCUCGAAACAGCCUUUCUUAAACGACAAACAAAAUCGGAAGUUUUUACGUCCAAACUUCGCGAAUUGUCGUCGAUUUUCAAUAACUUUUUGGAAGCGGUCUUAAAAAACGGUUCGGUUAUAGAAAACCAAGCAGGAACUGAAACUUUGAAUACAUUUUGGAAGCUGUGUUUAAAAUUCGGAGUGUCUGGGGAAGGUGUACUGCUGAGAUGUUUGAAAAAUUAUUUAAAUAUUAUGGGAUCAAGCUUGAGCAAAGACAAAAGUGCUCUGCUUCUGGAACAGCUGCUCUCACAUUCAGAGUUUUUGAAUGUUACACUGGGUGAGCAUAGCGACGUGAAGUACGGGGUAUUGUCACUUAUGGCUGUUUUAUGCCAUACUUAUCCUGAGCUCAUGGAAAAAAACCACCUACCCGUACUCCUGUCCGCUUAUAGAGCUAGGAUUACCAAAUGCGACAGAACCAUCCUAAAUCUUCUGAAGCUAUACGAAUCUAGACCAGAGCAAACGAGUUUUUACGAUUUUAAGCCUUUUCUAUGGGGUAGAGAGGCGGCAACUCAUUACUCAGUACGUAUGAGGAUAGAUAACGCCCUGAUUCGUCAACCUAAGAGCAGUGACGUUCUCGAUAGCCUUAAGGAUGGAUUAGUUGUAUCAACAAUUAUCAAUUUCCCUUUCGAAGAUCAUCUACAUCCGGAAAACAACGCCGACGACGAUGUUGAUAUUAAGUGUUAUGAUUUAAAGUUCAUGCUCCCCUUAUUUAGUCACAUAUUGGCUGCAGAGCAGCAAGUUAAAACCUAUAAAUUUACUAGAUGUGGCGGUUUAAGUAUAACAGUGAUGGCUCUCAGUAGCGAGUGUGAGGAGGUCAGGCAAGCCGCUUGUCACGUAUUGUCACGAUUUCAUUUCCACUUAGAGGCACGCCAAACAGGCAAGGAUAAUUUGUUAUGGAUACGAUAUGUAGAUGCAUUAUGUGGAGGCUUGGCUCAUCUGCCGGAGUUCAAGUUAAACAGUUUCGCAGCAAUAUUUUUUGCCAGGACAGCCAUGAUAUUAACCCAGCCCAACCACGUUAUGUACUACCCUCUCUCUCGAUACCUCAUGGCGAAAGAACUGCUUCAAUUAGAUACCGUUCCCGAACUCUAUACUCUCCUGCACAGCCCCGAGGUGAACUUUAAGCAACAUAGGACGUUCAUUUUAGAAAUUUUAAGGGACGGUCUCCGCAACGAAAAAGAUUUUAAAGUUUUCUCCAAAUCGAUGGGGUUUAAGUUGAUUUCGGAAUUGUUAUCCAGCUGUUUAUCAGAUAUUGAGACAAAAGCAUUGAUAUUGGCCGUAAUCGAUGCCAUGUGUAAAUUGGAAUUGGGUGUUAAGGUGCUGUGUGAAAAUCAUUCUUUACUUUCUCAAAUACGUACGGGUGUAUUGGACGUAGUAGCGGACAAAAAGAGUGCGGAUAUCACUUUACCAGUGUACAUUAGUAUCCUCCAUAAAGUUGCCAAAAACAGAGCCGAUAAUAUCACAAAUUCAAUUGUAGCAGACAUUUUGUAUGAUGUUAUUUCUUGUGAACAUUUUACUUACUUGAAAGACGAUGUUGUUCAACAGUGCUACGAAGUUUUAUAUUUAGUGUAUAUAAACUGUCCGAAAAUUUAUGAAAAUCGAAAAUUCGACAUCCUAUUUUGUCCAGACUCGUUUUGUAAAUAUGUUAAGCGGUACGGUUGCCAAUUUAUAACAGAAAAAUCUUUAAGUGAACAUCGAAAUAAAUAUUACUAUUUAAGAAUGUUAUCAUUUAAAAUAUUUUCGGCAAGUUGAUUUUUGGAAUUAUUAAAAAAUGUUA